Messenger RNA from Seriola aureovittata, 1030 nucleotides. RefSeq names its product chromosome 2 C1orf50 homolog (gene c2h1orf50). The transcript has 5 exons. Bases 147 to 716 code for a protein of 189 amino acids. Lineage: Eukaryota; Metazoa; Chordata; Actinopteri; Carangiformes; Carangidae. The record is from RefSeq and is a predicted model, not a curated record.
GGGCGGAGAUUCAGGACCCCGUCAAGCCUCCGGUAUUUUUGGUCAAAUUUUAGCUGGUUACAAAAGCAGCUGGUUGACGGAGAGGGUUAGAUUGGAUAACACACACGAGAAGAGUUAGUUAGUAGUGAACACUGUGAGACGACAGCAUGGACAGGACGGUCAGCCUUCCCAGUCAGCCUGACAAAACCACCACAGUAACUCUGGUUGAGAGCAGCAGCACCCCCAGCGGGCUGGAACUGGUCAGCUCCUACCAGACCCACAGAGUGGGAGAUCCCACGGACCUGGUGGCCCUGGCAGUACAAGUACAGAAGGGAGAUGAUUUCAUUAAAGCCAACGCUUCCAACAAACUGACAGUCAUCGCUGAUCAGAUCAGAUACCUACAGGAACAAGCGAGAAAGGUUUUAGAAGAGGCUAAAAGAGAUGCUGACCUUCACCACGCUGCCUGUAACAUAGUGAAAAAACCAGGCAACAUGUACUACCUCUACCAGCGGCAAUCUGGACAGAAAUACUUCUCCAUUAUCUCUCCUAAGGAAUGGGGCCCAAGCUGCCCUCACACAUUUGUUGGUGCAUUCAAACUCCAACAUGACAUGUCGUGGACCCCCGUAGACGAGGUGGAGAAGAGGGACGCAGAGAUCGCCAUCAUGGACAAACUUCUCAGCAAGCAGGCGGCCUUACCACCUUACACAGAACCAAACUUCAAGGGCCUCGCUGAUUAAAGGACUGGGAUUUUAUAAAGGACUCAUGGUGGAGAUUAACUAUAUUCUUAAUGGACAUCAGUUUGAACUGAGAUGAAUCCAGACAUGGAUGGGAAUCACUGAUAUCACAAUGUCACAAUGCUUCAUUGACUUUCAUAUACUGCCUUAAGAGUUUAAUGCAUUACAAGUUUUUGUUUGUAUACUUGCAACCUUAAGGAUACUUUUCUAAACAUAAAGUAGGCUGCUCCAGUAUACCUGUGCAUGGGCACUUUUACCAAAUAAAAGCUCAGAUACUUCAGUUGGUUCUCACCAACAUAUGAUGAGAGUUAAAGCUG